Pteropus alecto (black flying fox) is the source of this 6735-nucleotide messenger RNA. RefSeq names its product Rho GTPase activating protein 39 (gene ARHGAP39). Lineage: Eukaryota; Metazoa; Chordata; Mammalia; Chiroptera; Pteropodidae. Gene Ontology annotation, molecular function: GTPase activator activity; protein binding. Bases 2120 to 5452 code for a protein of 1110 amino acids. The record is from RefSeq and is a predicted model, not a curated record. Gene Ontology annotation, biological process: signal transduction. Gene Ontology annotation, cellular component: cytoplasm; cytoskeleton. The transcript has 12 exons.
AUACACUGAAUAAGAUGUGACAAAAUGGCACAAAGGCCCAGAGAGGAGAGAUGGCAAACUCGUGCCUGAAGUGGAGCAGUUUCACUCGCUGCUGGACCGUGAUAGAUUACAUGUGGACACUGCGCCCCUAAAGACGUCUACUGAGAUAGCUGAGCAGUGAUUACAUGCAGCUGAUAACAGCGGAGAUAAAACUGAAUCGUGGAAUACGUAAUCCAGGAGGAGACAGAGGAAAGUGGAACGAAGAAUGGAUGGGCCAAACGGAAAACAAGUAGCAAAGUGGUGGACUUCAACCUAACCAUGCCGACAGUCACAAAUCUAGAUGUUUUAAACACCCUAAUUAAAAAGGCAGAUGUCAAACUGCAUAAUAAAGCCCUACCCAAACAUAUGCUGGCUACAAUAAAUCCACAUUAAAUAUAAAGACACAAGCAGGUUAAAAGUAAAAGGAAUGCAAAGACAUUCAAUUCUUACACUAAGGAAAAUAAAGCUGGAGUUGCUAUAAUACCAAAUGUGCUGAUUUUAGAGCCAAGAAAAGUACCAGGUAAAGAUAUUUCUUGAAGAGAUUAAUUCAUCAAGAACACACCAUAAAUUUUAUGCACCUAAUAGCAGAGCUAUAAAACAUAAAGCAAACAGCUGAUAGAAUUGCAAAGAGAAAUGGAGAAAUCCACAAUUUUAGUUGGAAUUCCCAAGACCCCUUUCUCAGUAAUCGGUAGAACAAUCAGGAAGUUAGUGUUGGCACUGUCUACCAGCCCGACCUGGUUAACAUUUGUAGAACGCCCAAGAGCAUGUUUAUUCCACUGCAUGUGAAAUAUUUACCAAGACAGACCGUUUUCCUGCUCCAUAGAUAUUCUGACAAAAGAGUUAAAUUAGAAACCAAUAAAAAUAUCUAGGAAAUCACCAGGUAUUGGGAAAGUAAAAAAAACUUCUGUAUAAUUCGUGAGUUAAAAGAGAAUCAAAAGGGCAAUUAGCUUUUGAACCGGAUGAGAAUGAAAAUGCAGCAUGUCACAAUUUGUGGGAUGUCAGCAAAGCGAUCAGAAAGGGAAGAGGCGCCAUCGCUACAGAUUCUGUUGAUCUUAAAAGGAUAAUAAAUGAAUAGUCUGACAACUUUAUGCUAAUAAAUUUGACAAUUUGUAUGAAACGAAUAAAUUCCUUGAAAGACAAAGACCACUAAAGCUCACUCAAGAAGAAAUUCAAAGUCUGGUUAGUUCUCUCUUAAGUAAAUUCAAUUCUUAAUUAGAAACCUUCCCGCAAAGAAAACUACACACCCAGAUGGCUUCACUGGUGUGUUCUACCAAACAUCUGAGGAAGAAAUAAUAGCAAUUUUACACCAACUCAGUAAAGUGAUCCAGAUCAGAAGGGAAAUAGUAAAAUUGUCAGUGUUCACUGUUGACAUAAUCAUCUAUGUAUAAAUUCUAAUAAAAUCUGCCCCCCCCAAAUGGGGGGUGGCAAUUAGAACAAAGAAGUGAGUUUAGAAGGGUUAUGGGUACAAGACCAAUAUGCAAACUGGACUGGCAACAAACAAUUGGAAAUUGUUUUCUAUAUUGUUAGCAUCAACAUGUGAAAUACUUAUGGAUAAAUUUGCCUAAAUAUGUACAAGACAAGCACACUAAAAACUGCAAAACACUGCUGAAAGGGUCUAAGUGGGGGGAGGUGACAUGUUUGUAGAUGGAAAAUUCGAUAUCGUUGUAAAGUUAGUUCUCAUACUGAUGCACAACGUGACACAGCUUCUGUCAAAACCCCAGCAGGGCAUCUGGGAGAAACUGGGAAGCUGAUUCUGAAGUUCACGUGGAAAUGCAAAGGACCUAGACUAAAACAACUUCAAAAAUGAAGAGCAAAGCUGGAGGAUGAACACUAGCUGAUUCAGACCCAGGAUGUUUGGGGUCACCAAGACGUGGUGUCUGUCCCAGAUCGGAGAAGGCCUUCUGGAAGAGAUGGUGCAGGAGUUGACUUGGAGACAAGAGGACCAGUCUGCCACUCACCGAGCCCUCUGCUUUUGACCAGCCUGAAGGGCGGGAUGAGGACUGAAAAGAGAUGAACAGGGCGCUGCCUUCCUGACUGACGCUGGAGGGGACGCCCUGAUGAGCAGCUGAGACUGUGCCCUGGGCCCUCAGCAGAGACGGCGAUGUCCCAGACACAGGAUUACGAAUGCGAGAGCCAUAAUGCCGGCGUGCAGGAGCCUCGGCUUUCGGGAUCGAGCACCAGGCUGGAGUGGGUGGAGAUCAUCGAGCCGCGUACCCGCGAGCGCAUGUACGCCAACCUGGUCACCGGCGAGUGCGUGUGGGACCCGCCGGCCGGCGUCCGCAUCAAGCGCACGAGCGAGAACCAGUGGUGGGAGCUCUUCGACCCCAACACGUCGCGCUUCUACUACUACAGCGCCACCACCCAGCGCACCGUGUGGCACCGGCCGCAGGGCUGCGACAUCAUCCCCUUAGCCAAGCUGCAGACGCUGAAGCAGAACACCGAGUCCCCGCGCGCCUCGGCGGACAACAGCCCGGGGCGCGGCAGCAGCGUCAGCCGCGACGGCAGCACCAGCUCCUCCCUGGAGCCCGAGCCCGACGCUGGCGAGAAGGCGCAGGAGCAGCUGGGGAGGAGCCGGCACGCGGCCUUCGGCGCUGUGAAGGAGGACAGCGGCAGUUCUUCACCACCAGGAGUGUUCCUCGAGAAGGACUACGAGAUCUACCGGGAUUACAAUGCGGACGGCCAGCUUCUUCACUACAGGACCUCCUCCCUCCGGUGGAACUCCGGUACCAAGGAGCGCAUGCUCAUCAAAGUUGCAGACCGGGAGCCCAGCUUCCUCUCCCCGCAGGGCAAUGGGUACCCCCUGGAGAGCCAGCCUGGGGGCCGCUCCCGCAAACCCUCCGGUGGGCAGCACUCACCCAGCCUGCAGACAUUUGGCCCGGACGCAGACGGCCCAGUUUUUUUCCCCGAGCGGAGGCCAUCCCCCUUCCUGAAGAGGGCUGAGCUGGGCAGCUGCUCCCCGCUGCUGGCCCAGCCCCGCAAGCCUGCCAGCGACUCACAGCCCUCCUCCCCGCGCUACGCCUACGAGCCCCCCCUCUACGAGGAGCCCCCGGUCGAGUACCAGGCCCCCAUCUACGACGAGCCCCCCAUGGACGUGCAGUAUGAGGCUGGCUCGCCCCAGCGGUCUCCCGGUCGGAAGCCGCUACCCUUCCCGCAGUCGCCCAAACAGGCCUCCGCCUCGCCCUUCCAGCAGCUGGUGCUCACGCGACAGAAGUGCCCGGAGCGCUUCCUGAGCCUGGAGUACAGCCCCGCGGGCAAAGAGUACGUGCGGCAGCUGGUGUACGUGGAGCAGGCCGGCUCGAGCCCCAGGCUGCGGGCAGGCCCGCGGCACAAGUACGCGCCCAACCCUGGCGGCGGCUCGCUCUCCCUGCAGCCCAGCCCGUGCCCGCUGCGGGACCAGCGCUUGGGGGUCACGUCCGGGGACUACAGCAGCAUGGAGGGGCCCGAGCUGCGGCACGCCCUCCCGCCCACGCCGCUGCCCCAGGCCCAGGACGACGCCAUGUCCUGGUCCAGCCAGCAAGACACCAUGUCCUCGACGGGCUACUCCCCGGGCACGCGCAAGAGGAAGAGCAGGAACCCCUCUCUGUGUCAUGCCCCCAGUGCUUCGUCCACGGACAGCCCAGGGGACCGCGACCUGCUCGAGCAGGCCCUGGGCGAAGAGCGGCCCCCGAGUGGGCCCAGCUUGGCCCCAAAGCGCCCGGAGUCCAAGGCGGGCGAGGCCGAAGGGGCGCGGGGCGGGGCCGAGCCCUUCCUGGCGCAUGCGCGGCUGGCGUGGGAGGCACAGCAGGUCCACUUCCACAUGAAGCAGCGAGCCAGCUGGGACUCCCAGCAGGACGGCUCCGGCUACGAGAGUGACGGGGCCGUGCCGCUCCCCAUGCCCGGACCCGUGGUGCGUGCCUUCAGCGAGGACGAGGCGCUGGCCCAGCAGGAGAGCAAGCACUGGCAGAGGGGCGCCUUGGAGAGGCUCGCCUUCCCCCAGAUCCUGCUCGAGAAGAGUGUCUCGGUGCAGACCAACCUGGCGUCGCCGGAGCCCUACCUCCACCCCUCACAGUCCGAGGACCUCGGCACCUGUGCCCAGUUUGAGAGCGGCCGGCAGACACGCAGCGUGAUGCCCAGCGCCAGCUGUGUGUUCCCCACGUUUACCCUGCGCAAGCCGUCCUCGGAGACCGACAUCGAGAACUGGGCGUCCAGGCAUUUCAACAAGCACACGCAGGGCCUCUUCCGGCGGAGGGUGUCCAUCGCCAACAUGCUGGCCUGGAGCAGUGAGCCCAUCAAGAAGCCCAUGAUUGUGACCAGUGACCGCCACGUGAAGAAGGAGGCAUGCGAGAUCUUCAAGCUGAUCCAGAUGUACAUGGGCGACCGACGUGCCAAGGCCGACCCUCUGCACGUGGCCUUGGAGAUCGCCACCAAGGGCUGGAGCGUGCAGGGCCUGCGGGAUGAGCUCUACAUCCAGCUGUGUCGGCAGACCACCGAGAACUUCCGCCUGGAGAGCCUGGCCCGCGGCUGGGAGCUCAUGGCCAUCUGCCUGGCCUUCUUCCCGCCCACACCCAAGUUCCACUCAUAUCUGGAGGGCUACAUCUACCGGCACAUGGACCCCGUCAACGACACCAAAGUGACACAGCACAUGAAAGAGCUGCUGGACAGAAACAGUAAGAAGACGUGCAAGUUGAGAAAGAAACCCAAGCCCUAUGUUGAGGACCCGGAUGGGGUGGCCAUAAGCACGUACGCCAAGUACUGUUACCACAAGCUACAGAAGGCGGCCCUGACUGGGGCCAAGAAGGGGCUGCGGAAGCCCAACGUGGAGGAGAUCCGGCACGCCAAGAACGCCGUGUUCAGCCCCUCCAUGUUCGGCAGCGCGCUGCAGGAGGUCAUGAGCAUGCAGAAGGAGCGCUACCCGGAGCGGCAGCUCCCCUGGGUACAGACGCGGCUGUCUGAGGAGGUGCUAGCGCUCAACGGCGACCAGACGGAAGGCAUCUUCAGAGUCCCUGGGGACAUUGAUGAAGUGAACGCCCUGAAGCUACAGGUGGACCAGUGGAAGGUGCCUACAGGCCUGGAGGACCCCCAUGUCCCUGCGUCUCUGCUGAAGCUGUGGUACCGGGAGCUGGAGGAGCCCCUGAUCCCGCACGAGUUCUACGAGCAGUGCAUCGCGCACUACGAGAGCCCGGAGGCCGCCGUGGCCGUGGUGCACGCGCUGCCCCGCAUCAACCGCCUGGUGCUGUGCUACCUCAUCCGCUUUCUCCAGGUGUUCGUGCAGCCCGCCAACGUGGCCAUCACCAAGAUGGAUGUGAGCAACCUGGCCAUGGUGAUGGCGCCCAACUGCCUCCGCUGCAGAUCGGACGACCCGCGUGUCAUCUUCGAAAACACUCGCAAAGAGAUGUCAUUCCUGCGCGUCCUCAUCCAGCACCUGGACACCAGCUUCAUGGAGGGCGUGCUAUAGCACGUGGGCCAAGGGUGGGGACAGAGCCCAAGCUCGGGUGCACCCGGGCAGGAGAGCAAGCGGGGAGGGGGGAGGGAAUGCCCCAACUGCGGAGGUCGCAUGCCAGGCUCCGCUGGUGCCCGCCCUAGCCCUGGAAUCUCCCAUCUCCCCCACCCAGGCCUUCGGGCUGAGGGCACAGCCAAGGCAAAGGAGCUACGGGAACGCCCCCUGCCUCGUGGCCAGUUCCGUGGGCACCGCACCCCUCCACCCCACCCCCACCCCCGCACUCCGGCCGUGGGUCAGCCCCGAGAAAGUGCCUUCUGUUGCCUGGAGCCAAGUGACACUGCCCCUGCCCUGGGGCCCCGAGGGCACACGUUGCCCUCCCCGGGGCGAGCUGCCUCCCAGUUGCUCCUGCACUCAGCCUGGCCCUGGCCCCGGCCCCAGCCCUGCCAAGGCUGCCCCCCUCUCUCUCGGUGUCCGGCCUGCAGCUUCUGGCCCCAAUUUCCUGUCCACCGGUGACCUCCACCAUAGUGACUACACCAGAGUUUGGGGGCUCCAGGGCACUGGGCUGUCUACCACCAGAGCCAGGCUGGGCUGGCCCAGGGCCCAGCAGGCUAUCUCUGGGCGGGGAGGGGCCCCCAAACCAAAGUCCUGUGGGGGGCAGGGUUAGGCAGGCAUUAUUGGGGCAGGGUGGGGGAGGGGCAAGAGUAUUUUUCGUGGUGUAAUUAUAAAUUCAGAAUCUGUCCUGCACCCAGCACAUCUGUGUAUAGACAUAUAAAUAGUGAAAAAUACAAGAACUAAUUUGCUAAUGACAGUUUUAACCCAAAUGCUAUUUAUCUCCAAGCCAUCCUAGCCAGUCCUCUGUGCAGAGCAAGUUGGUAUUAUUCCUUUAUUUUCUCCUCAACUUUUCUUGGCUUCCGACCAAAAACCAGACCCUGCCCUGAGCCCAUUCGGGACCAGCAGCAGAAGCAGGGAAGGAGUUGAGCUUGGGGACCAGCGGGUGCCUAGGACUGCCUUCCCUGGAGGCCAGAGCUGGGGGGGAGGGGUACGUAGACUCUCAGUUUGUAUCUUUUCCACUUUGGAAUUUCGAGUUCCAAUUAUAAAACAAUUUCUCCCCAGUUACAUAUAUAUAAUUUUUUUAGAGUUUUUAUUUAUUAUUUAAAAAAGCCCAGCCCUGUGAGACCCAGGUGAUCUUGGGCCUGCAUCCUCAGCAGGGUGGUCUGUGGGGCCUGGGGUGGCCUGGCCACAAACACUCUGAUGCAGGUGACAACUCUGUGUGAAUAAAGUACAUAUGGAAACUUGAA